Molecule: messenger RNA, 455 nt
Organism: Acyrthosiphon pisum (pea aphid)
Lineage: Eukaryota; Metazoa; Arthropoda; Insecta; Hemiptera; Aphididae
Exons: 3
Coding region: 1-336 (111 amino acids)
Source: RefSeq, a predicted model, not a curated record
AUGACUCUGGUAAUGGCUCAAGAGGGCCCGAAAACGAACGCGACCACCACCCGACCCGGCAAGGCUUUCAAGAACAACAAAAACUCGAUGCUCGAUGUUAUGUUUAGAGCUAUCUCUUCAGCCACCGAAAGUACUACGGUACCAGUGAAAGAGUGCCACAAAAAUACCUCUUGUGGAUGGGUCAUCUACACACCAUUCACACGCCGUAUCGAUUAUUUCAUGAAAAACUCUUGCAUUUACAAUCCGAACUUGGCGUGCUUGCAGACUGAUGAUGAUCUGGUCGCCAACGCGUACGUGUACCGCUGCGUGACCCCAUAUUGUGCAUUUGUAUUUUAGCUUUGUAUUAAGUUUUCAAAAUUGUUGACCCUACAAAUAAAAAUGUAUUGAUAUUCAUAGAAAAAAAGUUGGGCAAGUGGGUGUCGCCCUGCUGUAUAGUAGGUUACAGGUGGGUCACU